UCUGCGACAGAGUGAGUGGGUCCUGUUCUGUAUCCUACGCUGUGAAGGGCUGCAGGAACUGUGAGGAGAGCGGGUGAACUCCAUAUCCGCCAUGGAUGCAGUGACCUAUGAAGAUGUGCAUGUGAACUUCACUCAUGAAGAGUGGGCUUUGCUGGAUCCUUCCCAGAAGAGUCUCUAUAAAGAUGUGAUGCUGGAGACCUACUGGAACCUCACUUGUAUAGGGUACAAAUGGGAAGACUGUAAUAUUGAAGAACAUUGUCAGAGAUCUAGAAGAAAUGGAAGGUAA
Onychomys torridus (southern grasshopper mouse) is the source of this 286-nucleotide messenger RNA. RefSeq names its product zinc finger protein 431-like. The transcript has 3 exons. NCBI's taxonomy places the organism in Eukaryota, Metazoa, Chordata, Mammalia, Rodentia, Cricetidae. The record is from RefSeq and is a predicted model, not a curated record. The coding region runs from base 92 to 286 and encodes 64 amino acids. Gene Ontology annotation, biological process: regulation of DNA-templated transcription.